Molecule: messenger RNA, 384 nt
Organism: Centruroides sculpturatus (bark scorpion)
Lineage: Eukaryota; Metazoa; Arthropoda; Arachnida; Scorpiones; Buthidae
Product: E3 ubiquitin-protein ligase RNF114-like
Exons: 1
Coding region: 1-384 (127 amino acids)
Biological process (GO): ubiquitin-dependent protein catabolic process; protein polyubiquitination
Molecular function (GO): ubiquitin protein ligase activity; metal ion binding
Source: RefSeq, a predicted model, not a curated record
AUGGCAGCGGAAGAAUUAGAUAUUUUUCAGACGAAAUGUCCUAUUUGUCUGGAUGUUUACAUCGAUCCGGUUUCUCUGCCACGCGGCCAUCUCUACCGCAAGACGUGUAUCGAGAGCGCCGGAAAAAUCUGGAAAGUUUGUCCGAUGUGUCAAUCUCCGAUACGCAGAAUUACAAAGAGAGACGAUCGAGUCAGAGAAAUGAAAAAAUUCAUGGCCACACAUUACGUCAAUUGCCGUUAUUGUGGGAAAACAACUCUCUUAUCCGGACUACGUAAGCACACGACAACGUGCGAAGAGGCCGCCAAAAAUUCCAACAAGAGAACCUCUGCUUGUACGAAAAUCAUUCGAUGUGCCAAAAGAGAAUCGCGCCGAACGGGCUCUUAA